Molecule: messenger RNA, 1046 nt
Organism: Hipposideros armiger (great roundleaf bat)
Lineage: Eukaryota; Metazoa; Chordata; Mammalia; Chiroptera; Hipposideridae
Product: olfactory receptor 52K1-like
Exons: 1
Coding region: 75-1046 (323 amino acids)
Biological process (GO): G protein-coupled receptor signaling pathway
Cellular component (GO): plasma membrane
Molecular function (GO): olfactory receptor activity; G protein-coupled receptor activity
Source: RefSeq, a predicted model, not a curated record
GUAGGGUCCAAGCCACAGAAACCAAGCGUCCUGCCCCUCUUCUCUUCCCAGAGCCAUCCUGCUUCCCAGGGAAGAUGUCAACAUGGAGCAAUGGCAGCUCCGACGUGUCCUACACCAGCUUCCUCCUGGUGGGCUUCCCAGGGCUGCAGGAGUCCCGCACACUCCUGGUGCUGCCCUUUCUCAGCCUCUACCUGGUGAUCAUCUCUGCCAACGCCCUGGUCAUCCACACGGUAGUAGCCCAGCAGAGCCUGCACCAGCCCAUGUACCUGCUCAUCGCCCUGCUCCUGGCUGUCAACAUCUGUGCCGCCACCACCGUGGUGCCCGUCAUGCUGCUCAGCUUCUCCACCCGCUUCAACCGCAUCUCCCUGGCUCGCUGUCUGGUCCAGAUGUUCUGCAUCUACUUCCUCAUUGUCUUUGACUGCAACAUCCUCCUGGUCAUGGCCCUGGACCGCUAUGUCGCCAUUUGCUACCCACUCCGCUACCCCAAGAUAGUGACCCGCCAGUUGCUGGUUGGCUUGGUAGGGGUGGCAGCUGCCAGGAGCACAGGCAUUGUUGGUCCCGUGGUGGGGCUGGCCUCCUGGGUUCGCUUCUGUCGCUCAGACGUGAUCCACCACUUUGCCUGUGAGCACAUGGCCCUGAUGAAGCUCUCCUGCGGGGACAUCUCCCUCAACAAGACUGUGGGGCUCACUAUACGCAUCUUCAACAGAGUCCUGGACAUGCUGCUACUUGGAGCCUCCUACUCCCGCAUCAUCCAUGCUGCAUUUCGAAUUUCAUCAGGCAGAGCACGUUCCAAGGCCCUGAACACCUGUGGCUCCCACCUGCUGAUCAUCUUCACUGUCUACUCCUCCUCCAUGUCCUCAUCCAUCGUCUACCGUGUGGCCCGCACUGCCUCCCAGGACGUGCACAACUUGCUCAGCGCCUGCUACCUGCUACUCCCGUGUCUGGUCAACCCUGUCAUCUAUGGGGCCAGGACCAAGGAAAUCAGGCAGCACCUGACAAUUCUGUUCCAAAGGGCACAUCUGCAGGUCCCCACUGAGAAGCCCUAG